AUGGCAAACGCAGUCUUCUCACCUGGCGACCUGUCAUCGCCACUGUCAAUCUCACCUCAUGAAACCGCGGUGUUGCUCAUGGACUAUCAAAACAUGACUCUUGCGGGGAUUGGGGACGUUGCCGCAACCAGUGUCCUCAACAUUGCUUCACAGAUGCGCGACUGGGCACUCGACAAAGAGAUGACCGUCUUUCACUGCCUCAUCGACGCUUCGCCCGGCUCAAAGCCUCCCGAUCAUUCGAGGAUCGCCGCAGGAUGGAAGAUGUAUGAAACGAAACUAGCUGGAAAGCCAUGGUACGGUCGUGAAGCGGAGACACUGGCAGAUAAAAGGCAUCCCGACCGCGAGCUCACCUUCGUGAGAACACCGGGAUUCAUCUCCGCCCUUGAGUCUCAUGGACUGUCGAGCCUGUUAAAGGAAAAGGGAGUCAAGUCGCUCAUCAUCGGCGGCAUCACCACUUCUGGCUGUGUCCUGAGUACCACUCGUGCUGCGACAGAUCGUGGGUAUAUCGUGACGGUGAUGGAAGACGCAUGUUUUGAUCCAGUUCCAGGCGUGCAUGGCAUGUUGGUUACACAUGUCUUGCCCAUCAGUGCUCACGUGGCCACGUCAUGGGAAAUCCAGAAUGCAUGGAAGAUUCUAUAA
Fonsecaea nubica is the source of this 639-nucleotide messenger RNA. RefSeq lists its product as hypothetical. The record is from RefSeq and is a predicted model, not a curated record. The transcript has a single exon. Lineage: Eukaryota; Fungi; Ascomycota; Eurotiomycetes; Chaetothyriales; Herpotrichiellaceae. The coding region runs from base 1 to 639 and encodes 212 amino acids.